GGCUCUUCUGGUAUUCUUACUGCCCCAGUGGGUCAGUGCUGCUGGGGUGGGGUGUCCGUGCAGCCUCUGGAGGGAGGGAGGGAGGGUCAUUCCCCCAGGGGUCUUCUAGCCUCUCCCUCUUCUCUGCCCCCCUCCCUGCCCAGGUGCUGCAGGCCCAGCUGGACACCCUUCGGCAAGGGCAGGAGAACAUCCUCAGCAGCUGCAGCUUCACGGAGCAGGCUCUGGACCACGGCUCUGAGACGGAGGUGCUGCUCGUGAAGAAGCAGAUGACGGAGCGGCUGAGUGAGCUGGCGGGGCGGGAGUUCCCCGAGCAGCCCCACGAGAACGCCCAGGUGGACUAUGUGGUGGAGACGGAGGGGGUGCGCAAGUCCAUCCUCAACCUGGGGGUGCUGCUGACCACCAGCGCCACUGCCCACAAGACAGUGGCCACAGGAGAGGGGCUGCGCCACACGGUGGUGGGCCAGGCCACGUCGCUCACCAUCACCACCAAGGAUAAGGACGGGGAGCUGGUGCGGAGCGGGAGCGCCUGCCUGCAGGCCGAGGUGGCGGGUCCCGACGGCUCAGCUGUGGGCCUGGAGGUGCUGGACAACAAGAACGGGACCUACGAGCUGCUGUACACCCCCCGCCACGAGGGCGACCACCUGCUCUCCAUCCGCCUCUACGGCCAGCCCAUCCGAGGCAGCCCCUUCCGUGUCAAGGCCGUGAAGGCUUCCGAUGUGCCGCCCUCCCCGGACGACGUCAAGCGCCGGGUGAAGUCCCCCAGCAGCGGCCACAUCCGCCAGAAGGCAGUGCGCCGCCCCUCCAGCAUGUACAGCAGCGGCAAGAAGAAGGAGAACCCCAUCGAGGACGAGCUGAUCUUCCGCGUAGGCAGUCGUGGCCGGGAGAAAGGUGAAUUCACAAACCUGCAAGGCAUUUCCACCUCCAGCAACGGGCGCAUUGUGGUGGCCGACAGCAAUAACCAAUGCGUGCAGGUCUUCUCCAACGAGGGCCAGUUUCGGCUGCGCUUCGGCGUGCGGGGCCGUUCCCCUGGGCAGCUGCAGCGCCCCACGGGGGUCACCGUGGACCUCAACGGGGACAUCAUCAUUGCCGACUACGACAACCGCUGGGUCAGCAUCUUCUCCCCAGAGGGCAAGUUCAAGACCAAGAUUGGGGCAGGCCGCCUGAUGGGCCCCAAGGGCGUGGCCGUGGACCGCAAUGGGCACAUCAUCGUGGUGGACAACAAGGCCUGCUGCGUCUUCAUCUUCCAGUCCAACGGGAAGCUCGUGGCCAAGUUUGGGAGCCGCGGCACGGCAGAGCGGCAGUUUGCAGGUACCCUCAAUGGGCCUCACUUCGUUGCUGUCAACAACAAGAAUGAGAUCGUGGUCACUGACUUCCACAACCACUCUGUGAAGGUGUACAGUGCUGAUGGAGAGUUUCUCUUCAAAUUUGGCUCGCAUGGCGAGGGGAACGGGCAGUUCAAUGCCCCGACGGGUGUGGCUGUGGACUCCAAUGGGAACAUCAUUGUGGCCGACUGGGGCAACAGCCGGAUUCAGGUCUUUGACAGCUCUGGUUCCUUCUUGUCCUACAUCAACACCACAGCAGACCCCCUCUAUGGGCCGCAGGGCCUGGCCCUCACUUCAGACGGACACGUGGUCGUGGCCGAUUCUGGGAACCACUGUUUCAAGGCCUACCGAUACCUGCAGUAAUCUGGGGGAG
Molecule: messenger RNA, 1695 nt
Organism: Heteronotia binoei (common prickly gecko)
Lineage: Eukaryota; Metazoa; Chordata; Lepidosauria; Squamata; Gekkonidae
Gene: TRIM3
Product: tripartite motif containing 3
Exons: 7
Biological process (GO): proteasome-mediated ubiquitin-dependent protein catabolic process; protein polyubiquitination; negative regulation of translation
Molecular function (GO): translation repressor activity; ubiquitin protein ligase activity; protein binding
Source: RefSeq, a predicted model, not a curated record